This is a messenger RNA of Penicillium arizonense, 564 nucleotides long. RefSeq lists its product as uncharacterized. The transcript is spliced from 3 exons. The coding region runs from base 1 to 564 and encodes 187 amino acids. Lineage: Eukaryota; Fungi; Ascomycota; Eurotiomycetes; Eurotiales; Aspergillaceae. The record is from RefSeq and is a predicted model, not a curated record.
AUGGCCACGUACCGAUGGAGUGUGGUCUGGAAGAAUAUGAUCCAGAAUCUGCCUUGGGCCUUAGCUCCAGCUUUGACCUUCGUCGUCUAUGCUGCUCAAGGAAAGGAGCUGAAAGCUACCAAGGCGUUCAGCAUGGAGCAGAUGCCUGAUGCAGAUCGAACUUAUUUCCUUUCAGAUGGGCGUCUUGGUCAGGAAGAGCCCUGCGUGGUGAAUGUCUAUCAAGAAAUAAGGUCUGACGCUGUGGAAGCUGAGGAGUCGAAAGAAUUCCCGGAGUUGGCGAUAGAAGAUAAAGCCGCCUUGAUCUCCAAGGCGAAUAAGAUUCACGAUCUCAGGAGGGCAGCCGGGGACUCUGCUGUUUAUGCGUAUUAUCUGCGCUACGUUGGGUGGACGAACGCUGCGAUAUUUGUCUUUUUCGGGACAAUGAAUGUCUUCUCUAACACGUGUAGUCAAAUUUGUCUUAAGCGAUGGGCUGAUCGUGGUGGAGGCCAAAAGGCACUCUAUGUCUCGGUGUAUUUCUUCCUUGCCUUUUUCAACACUGUCAGCAAUGGUGGUUAUGUCUGGUAA